AAUCAAACAGAAACACCAGCAGAUAUAAAUAGGGGCGGAUCCAACUAAUUGUCAUAUUACGAGUAGAGUCAUAUACUUUUGGAACUGAAGCAAAAUCACAACAGGAAGAAGCAGAAGAAGAAACAGCAGCAGCUGCCUCACUACCUAGUUCAGGUCGAUUUAGUGUGUAGUAAUGGCGAGGAAGAUGCUGAUUGAUGGUGAGUUGAGCAAGCCAAAUGAAGAGGAGGCCCACUACGACUUCGACUUGUUUGUCAUUGGGGCUGGGAGUGGUGGUGUUCGUGCCUCCAGAUUUUCUGCUAAUAUGGGAGCUAAGGUUGCUAUUUGUGAGCUUCCAUUUCAUCCUAUCAGUUCUGAAGUGAUUGGAGGAGUUGGUGGAACAUGUGUCAUUCGUGGUUGUGUUCCUAAAAAGAUUUUGGUAUAUGGAGCAGCUUUUGGCGGUGAAAUUGAGGAUGCCAAGAACUAUGGGUGGGAAGUGAAUGACAAAGUUGAUUUCAACUGGAAGAAACUUUUGCAGAAAAAGACAGAUGAAAUAGUUCGAUUAAAUGGCAUAUACAAGCGUUUAUUGUCAAAUGCUGGGGUCAAACUGUUUGAAGGAGAGGGUAAGCUAGUUGGUCCCAAUGAGGUUGAGGUGACACAGCUAGAUGGCACUAAAUUGAGCUAUUCGGCAAAGCAUAUAUUGAUUGCAACUGGUAGUAGGGCGCAUCGAACUGGUAUUCCUGGUGAGGAAUUGGGUAUAACAUCUGAUGAAGCAUUGAGUUUAGAGGAGUUGCCUAAACGCGCCGUGGUGCUUGGUGGAGGAUACAUUGCGGUUGAGUUUGCCUCAAUAUGGCGUGGGAUGGGCGCUUCUGUGGAUCUAUUCUUCAGAAAGGAACUUCCAUUGAGAGGGUUUGAUGAUGAAAUGAGGGCAGUCGUUGCAAGGAAUCUGGAAGGUAGGGGAAUUGAUUUACACCCGAGAACAAAUUUGACAGAGUUGAUAAAAACGGACGAAGGCAUAAAAGUAGUCACAGAUCAUGGUGAAGAGCUGAUAGCGGAUGUUGUAUUGUUUGCCACUGGUCGGCUUCCCAAUUCAAAUAGGUUGAACUUGGAAGCUGUGGGUGUGGAACUUGAUUCAUUUGGAGCUGUGAAGGUGGAUGAGUAUUCACGUACCAAUAUUCCUAGCAUAUGGGCUGUCGGUGAUGUCACAAACCGGGCUAACCUUACUCCUGUUGCUCUAAUGGAGGGAACAUGCUUUGCAAAAACAGUUUUUGGUGGGGAACCUAGCAAACCGGAUUACAGAGAUAUACCUUGUGCAGUUUUUAGCAUACCACCUCUAUCUGUGGUGGGGCUUAGUGAAGAACAGGCAAUAGAGCAAGCCAAUGGCGAUGUACUAGUUUUCACAUCAACCUUUAAUCCAAUGAAGAACACUGUAUCAGGACGGCAAGAAAAGUCAGUUAUGAAGCUUGUUGUUGAUGCUGAGACGGAUAAAGUCCUAGGAGCAUCGAUGUGUGGGCCAGAUUCACCCGAGAUUUUGCAGGGAAUUGCUGUUGCACUGAAAUGUGGAGCCACCAAGGCACAAUUUGACAGUACAGUUGGAAUACACCCUUCUGCUGCAGAGGAAUUUGUGACCAUGCGUUCUGUGACAAGGCGCGUUGCUGCAGGUGGUAAACCAAAGACAAAUCUGUAAGGUUUUAAAUAGUAGGAUGAAAGAGGAUUAGUAUACAAGAUCUGGUGGAGACGGUCCUGUACUCCCAAGCCCUAGGUAGUCCUUUUAAAUUACCUAUAGAAAUGGGAAAUUUAAAUUAGUUGAUUUUGUCCAAAUAAAAGCUUCACAUUACCGAAUAGAGCAAAUACGUUCCAAGGUUUGCUGGUUUCAUGAA
Messenger RNA from Argentina anserina (silverweed cinquefoil), 1856 nucleotides. RefSeq names its product glutathione reductase, cytosolic. NCBI's taxonomy places the organism in Eukaryota, Viridiplantae, Streptophyta, Magnoliopsida, Rosales, Rosaceae. Gene Ontology annotation, molecular function: glutathione-disulfide reductase (NADPH) activity; NADP binding; flavin adenine dinucleotide binding. The transcript has 17 exons. Gene Ontology annotation, biological process: glutathione metabolic process; cellular response to oxidative stress; cell redox homeostasis. Gene Ontology annotation, cellular component: cytosol; mitochondrion. The coding region runs from base 173 to 1663 and encodes 496 amino acids. The record is from RefSeq and is a predicted model, not a curated record.